AUGACAAGACGGUAUUGGAGCAUCAAUUUAGAAGAGAUGAUGGAGGCAGGGGUUCAUUUUGGCCAUGGUAUUAGGAAAUGGAAUCCUAAAAUGGCCCCCUAUAUCUCUGCAAAGCGUAAGGGUAUUCAUAUUAUAAAUCUUACUAGAACUGCUCGUUUUUUAUCAGAAGCUUGUGAUUUGGUUUUUGAGGCAGCAAGUCGAAGAAAACAAUUCUUAAUUGUUGGUACUAAAAAAAAAGCCGCCGAUUUAGUAGCAUGGGCUGCAAUAAGGUCCCGAUGUCAUUAUGUUAAUACAAAAUGGCUCGGCGGUAUGUUAACGAAUUGGUCCACUACAGAAACGAGACUUCAGAAGUUUAGGGACUUGAGAAUGGAACAAAAAACAGGGAUACUUAAUCGUCUUCCAAAAAGAGAUGCAGCUAUGCUAAAAAGACAAUUAUCUCAUUUGCAAAGAUAUCUCGGCGGGAUUAAAUAUAUGACACGGUUACCCGAUAUUGUAAUUAUCGUUGAUCAGCACGAAGAGUAUACGACGUUACGGGAAUGUAUUACUUUAGGAAUUCCAACAAUUUGUUUAAUCGAUACAAAUUGUGACCCCGAUUUAGCCGAUAUUUCGAUUCCCUCGAAUGAUGACGCUAUAGCUUCAAUCCGAUUAAUUCUUAACAAACUCGUGUUCGCGAUUUGUGAGGGUCGUUCUAGCUAUAUAAGAAACUCUUGA
Oldenlandia corymbosa var. corymbosa is the source of this 711-nucleotide messenger RNA. Lineage: Eukaryota; Viridiplantae; Streptophyta; Magnoliopsida; Gentianales; Rubiaceae. The record is from the annotation of a GenBank genome assembly.